This is a messenger RNA of Somion occarium, 1587 nucleotides long. The record is from the annotation of a GenBank genome assembly. Lineage: Eukaryota; Fungi; Basidiomycota; Agaricomycetes; Polyporales; Cerrenaceae.
AUCCCUUUACAUGUCGUAUUCGUCCUGUCGAAAUUGACCUACUGUAACACAACUCGUAAAUAUUCCUAUCCAAUGUCCUGCCAUUUUCUCGGAAGUCGAUGAAAGCAUUGGUCUAAGCGCCUUGAGCGUCUCUGCGGUAUCUGCGAACUAAGUGUUAGACUUGCAGUGAAGCUUGACAAAUUAACAUCGUGUUGAUACUGUGCCACCAGGCUGCAGAAUCAUCGCAACACUUCAGUCUCGUUAUUUUUGCAAUGUCUGCAUCAGCGCGUACUGCUGUAAGGCGGGACGCCCCUCAAGCAGGUUUUUCUCCAGAUUCGUUCAAGCCAUUACUCCACAAACUGGUCAGGACACCAGAGUACUUCAGUCCAGAUGACAUCCGUCUCGCCUUGGAGCAUAUCUUCACGCCAGACGCUGUCCUUCCUGAACAGAUUGGUGCUUUCCUGACCGCUUUGCACGUCAAUCGAGUGGAAAGGCGGCCAGAUUCUCUCGCAGCAGCUGCGGACGUUCUCAGAGAACGAGCUCUGAAAGCUGCCGUACAAGAUAUCGAUACCGACUUCGUGGUAGACAUCGUUGGUACGGGAGGAGACGGUCAUGAUACAUUCAACGUGAGCACAACAGCUGCUAUUGUCGCUGCAGGUGCAGGUGCAAGAGUAAUCAAGCAUGGUAGUCGAGCCUCUACCUCGUCUUCCGGUUCAGCGGAUCUUCUCCAAUCCCUUGGUUGCCUCUUCACACCCCCAACCCCUGGAACACCCAUGCCCAUUGCCCGAGUCCCAUUUACGUUCAUUCUCGCACCGCAUUACCACCCUGCAAUGGCUUUCAUCGCUCCGUAUCGGAAAGCCUUACCUUUCCGAACGAUGUUCAACGUUCUAGGACCACUCAUUAACCCUGCCCGGCCAAGAGGUAUGGUCGUGGGUGUCGCAGAACCAGAACUUGGCAGAACAUUUGCGCAGAGUUUGAAGAAUGGCGGAGUUGAGAGGGCGUUGGUUGUUUGUGGGGCUGAGAAGCUGGACGAGAUCAGUUGUGCGGGGGAGACUCAUGCCUGGGAACUCAAGGAUGGUGAAAUCACGGAGAAGACGUUGCACCCUGAACAGUUCGGUCUCAAGACACAUCCAUUAUCUGCUGUUUCUGGCGGAACUCCGGCUGAAAACGCGGAGACUUUCAAGUUGCUUCUAAGGUCUGGCGAGAACAUUCCCGAGAGGCUUGCGCCGAUCCUGGAUUUCGUUCUGUUGAACACCGCAGCUUUGUUAGUCGUUGCUGGCAUCGCGGAAGACUUCACCGAGGGCGUCGAGUUGGGAAGGAGAAGUAUUGCUUCGGGUAAAGCUUGGGAAGCACUGGAUUUAUUCCGUCAAGCUGGGGAGGAGGCUGCUGCGAAGCUGUCGUCAUAAACAUGUAGUCGUUCUAGAAGUGAAUGUAUACCAGUACUAACUUAUUCAUACUUGGGAACUAGACAACCACCUCAGGUGAAGUGAACAUUGACCUAAAUUCAAGUAGAAACCAAUGGAUGCCGCAUGGACAACUAGAUAUGCAACCAAAGGUCCAGAGUCCAUCAUCGCAAGAAGGAAUAGUGAAUACAAUAUCCUAGAUGUA